ACUGCUGGUGGACAGACAGGAGUCUAUUUUUGUGAGCCAUUCACAUUUGGCACAGCCACUAUAAAUCUGAUUGAUUUUUCUCCAUUGACUCUCAGAAAGUCAUUUGCUGCCUCCUUCACACACACUUUUCUUCAGUUUUGAGGUAGGACUGUUCAGCUUCAAGUGCGGGAAUUUAAGACAAUCAUGGCUGAUACACCUAAAAAAUCACAGAUCUCAUCCUCUCGAAGACUUGGGUUGAAGAUUAGACUGCUGGCAGUCGCUGCUCAGAUGCUGCAGGAGGAGACGGAACAGAAGAUGAAGGAAAGAGAAGCUACUCUGGCAGAAAGACUUCCUCCUCUAAAUAUGUCUGGUCUGUCUUUGCAAGAGCUGCAGGAUCUUUGCAAAGACUUGCACCACAAGAUUGAUGUUGUAGAUGAGGAGUGGUAUGAUAUUGGCCUAAAGGUGUCCAAAAACAAAAUGGAGAUUGACAACAUGAAUCUGAAGAUCACUGAGAUUCAGAGUAAGUUCAAGAAACCGACCCUGAAGAGAGUGAAGAUCUCAGCUGAAGCCAUGCUGAGCGUUCUGCUGGGCUCCAAACAUAAGGAGUCCAUCGACUUCAAGGCCAACCUCAAAACGGUCAAGAAGGAAGAGGAGAAGAAGGAGGAGGUGACUGACUGGCGUAAGAACGUGGAGGCCAUGUCUGGUAUGGAGGGCAGGAAGAAGCUGUUUAAUGCCGGACAAUAGAUUUUAUAUUUAUGGACAUUUUGAUGCCUCCAGCAACUAAGGAAACUUUUUACUUUUGUUUAAGAGAUCUUCUUCUUCUUAACAUUACUUACUUAAAGUGAUUUAUGAAUUGCAGGUAGAACAAACACCCUCAAAACCAGCAUAGUCUUGCUCUAAUUUUAUAAAAAUAAAAAGGAAAAGGAACAGGUGUUGUUUAUUCAAAGAAGGACUGUGGGCUUCAAUUGGCCUUAAAAUCAUACUGAUAAUCAAUAUACAUCAGUAUUUUUAGAAACAGUUUUGUGUCAUUAGCUGCUUUGUGAUGCAGUGACUGUUAGCAGCCUUGUGAUGGCAGCAUAACUCUUUCAAACCAUCAGAGGACACUCAGACACUUGUGGACCUACAGAAUAGUAUGUUGACUG
Siniperca chuatsi (mandarin fish) is the source of this 1121-nucleotide messenger RNA. Its product is annotated as troponin I, slow skeletal muscle-like. Gene Ontology annotation, cellular component: troponin complex. Gene Ontology annotation, biological process: muscle contraction. Bases 184 to 723 code for a protein of 179 amino acids. The transcript is spliced from 8 exons. The record is from RefSeq and is a predicted model, not a curated record. Lineage: Eukaryota; Metazoa; Chordata; Actinopteri; Centrarchiformes; Sinipercidae.